AUUGUUUCUUGUUUUAAAACUCUCUUUUUGUUUUUUCCCUCAUCUUUUUUUUCAACAAGAUGACUAUUGUCAAUUUAGAUUUAAUUCAAGUAUAUUCAGAAGGAAUUAAGGCUUGGUUUGCAGAUGAGGAACUUGGUUGGGUUUCAGCUUCUGUUAUUUCAAAAGAACAAGACACCAAGACAGUAAAGAUAUUAUUCCAGGAUGAUGAAAACACUGAAAAAGUGCACACGUUUGAGGCAAAGUUAACAGAUAUUGAAUCAAACAAAAUUAGUCUACCACCACUUCGAAACCCUCCCAAGAUGGAGAACACGGAUGAUUUGACCAACCUCAGUUAUCUCAACGAGCCUUCAGUGUUAAACACCAUCAAAACUCGUUAUGAUGAAAAGAAUAUUUACACUUACUCCGGUAUUGUUUUGAUUGCCACAAAUCCUUUUGCCCGUGUACCUUUAUAUGAACCCGAGAUCAUUCAAAAAUAUUCUGGAAGUAGAAGAGGUGAACUAGAACCACAUUUAUUUGCUAUUUCCGAGGACGCUUAUAGAUGCAUGAUCAGAGAUAAUAAAAAUCAAACAAUCAUUGUAUCAGGAGAGAGUGGUGCUGGUAAAACAGUAAGUGCAAAAUACAUUAUGCGUUAUUUUGCUACAGCAGACGAUAAAGAGGCUUCGGGAAAGGAAGCCAAGGGCGAAUCCAUGACAGAAGUAGAAGAACAGAUUUUAGCCACCAAUCCUAUUAUGGAAGCAUUCGGUAACGCAAAAACCACAAGAAAUGACAACUCUUCAAGAUUCGGUAAAUAUAUUGAAAUCCAAUUUGACAACCAGCGUAAUAUUGUUGGAGCCAGAAUCAAGACUUACUUGUUGGAAAGAUCUCGUCUCAUCUUCCAACCCGAAACUGAAAGAAAUUAUCACAUCUUUUACCAGUUGUGUGCAGGUGCCAGUCAGAGCGAGAAAAAGGAGUUGGCCCUUAAGGAAUGGUCCGAAUUUCAUUUCUUGAACCAAAGUGGUACUGGUGUCAUUCCCUCCGUUGACGACGCACAGGAAUUUGCAGAUACACGUACCGCAUUAAAUACGAUCGGUAUCCACGAAGAAACACAGUCGGCUAUCUUCCGUCUUUUGGCCGCUCUUUUACAUUUAGGUAACAUUGAUAUUGGCGGUAAAAACGAUGCUACUUUAGCAGAUAGCGAACCUUCCUUGGUCAAGGCUACAGAGUUAUUAGGCUUGGAUAAUUCCGAGUUCAGAAAAUGGAUUGUUAGAAAACAAAUCGUGACUCGAUCAGAAAAAAUCGUGACCAAUUUAUCUCCUACCCAAGCUCAAGUUGUGCGUGAUUCAGUGGCCAAGUACAUUUAUGCCAAUUUGUUUGAUUGGCUUGUGAGUGUCAUCAACGAGAGUCUGUCUUGUCCCGAUAUUGAUUCAGUUGUCAACUUUAUUGGUGUGCUUGAUAUCUACGGUUUUGAGCAUUUCAAGAAGAACUCUUUUGAACAAUUCUGUAUUAAUUAUGCCAACGAAAAGCUCCAACAACAAUUCAAUCAACAUGUAUUUAAAUUAGAGCAAGAGGAGUAUAUUCGAGAGCAAAUCGAUUGGAAAUUUAUUUCGUUCAGUGAUAACCAAAAGUGUAUUGAAAUGAUUGAAGCCAAGAUGGGUAUUCUUUCACUCUUGGAUGAAGAAUCUCGUUUACCUUCUGGUUCAGAUCAAGGUUUCUGUAAUAAGCUCUAUCAAAAUUUCAAUGCUACACCUCAAUAUCAAGAUUACUUUAAAAAACCCAGAUUUUCAAACGACGCUUUUGUGGUUGCACAUUAUGCUCAUGAUGUCCAAUAUGAAGCAGAGGGUUUCAUGGAUAAGAACAAGGAUACCGUCCCCGAUGAACUUUUGAGCUUACUUCAAGCUUCCAAAUCCACUUUCUUGGCAGAAAUGAUUCAAUUGGCUACACCCGCCACUCCCGUAGUGGAGCAGACACCUAAAAAAGCAAUGAAUCAAGCAAAGAAAGCUACCUUAGGUUCCAUUUUCAAGUUGUCAUUAAUUAAUUUGAUGGAUACAAUUGGCGAAACCAAUGUUCAUUAUAUCCGUUGUAUUAAACCUAACGAAGCCAAGGUAGCCUGGGUCUUCCAAUCCAACAUUGUUCUUUCUCAGCUUCGAGCCUGUGGUGUGCUAGAGACAAUUCGUAUCAGUUGUGCAGGUUAUCCUACACGUUGGACCUUCCAAGAUUUCUCAGAACGUUAUCACGCCUUGAUUCCAUUUGCCCUUUGGGAUCCCAAGAAGAUGCCUGAUACCAAGACCAUCUGUUCUGAAAUUUUAAACACCAACAUCAAGGAUACCGAUAAGUACCAAGUGGGUCUGACCAAGAUCUUUUUCCGUGCAGGCCAGCUUGCUUACAUGGAGAAAUUAAGAUCUGAUCGUCUGAGCCAUUGUGCUGUCUUGAUCCAAAAGAACGUGCGUCGUUUCCUUGCUCGUCUUCGCUACUUGCGUAUCCAAAAGAUGGCUACCCUGUUGCAAGCCAUUGCAAGACAAAGAGUGGCUAAGCGUGAAAUGGAUUUAUUGCGCAAGGAAAGAGCUGCGGUUGUCAUCCAAAAGAACUGGAGAAGAUACAUUGCCCGAAAGAAGUAUUUAAAGACACGUGCAUUUAUCAUUCAAACACAAGCAGUGCUUCGUGGAGCCAUUGCUAGAAAGAGACAUGCGGAGCUAAAGAAGACGCAUGCAGCGGUUCUUAUUCAAAAGAUGACUAGAGGAUGGAUCGCCCGUAAAAAAUACCAGGCUACACGAAAGUAUAUUAUUUCUAUCCAAACGUGCGUGCGACGUCGACAUGCUCGACGCCAGUUAGUUGUACUUCGAGCUGAAGCCCGAUCUGUCAGUCAUUUGAAGGAAGCGUCAUAUAAAUUAGAAUCACGCGUAGUCGACUUGAUUGAAAACUUGACACAACAACGAGAAGAGAAAUCACGUCUCAAGCUGAAGGCUGUUGAAUUGGAGAACCAGGUUCGCUCUUGGAUUCAAAAGUAUGACAGAAUGGAUCAAAAGGCAAAGGACCUCGAGGGAGUGGUUGGAAAACCUCUACAGACUACAACCGACCAUUGGUCCACCUUACGUACACAACGUGAUACCCUUCAGACGGAAUAUGUAAACUCUCUUAACAGGAUCAAGUCACAAGAUAAAGAGUUGAUGCGUCUCAAAGAAGAAUUAAUUCAUCAGCGUGAUGAUGUCUCUCGAUUAAGAGUGUCUUCUAGAAACAGCAACGGCUUCAAGAAAUCUUCCGAGUCGGAUAUCAGUGAACUCAAAAAUCAAAUAUCAGCUUUAAAGGCAGCAACUGAGUAUAAACUUUUUGCACAAUGAUUAAUGAAAUACCAAAGUGUCUCCCUCCCCUCCACACCCCCAUCCCUUCUUUGUUUACAUUCAUAUAUAAUACAGUCUUUCCGCCGUCAAUUGGUCGCUUUUUUUUUUAUUUUUUUUUUU
Mucor mucedo is the source of this 3434-nucleotide messenger RNA. RefSeq names its product P-loop containing nucleoside triphosphate hydrolase protein. The coding region runs from base 60 to 3314 and encodes 1084 amino acids. Gene Ontology annotation, biological process: actin filament organization; vesicle transport along actin filament. Gene Ontology annotation, cellular component: actin cytoskeleton; vesicle; cytoplasm. The record is from RefSeq and is a predicted model, not a curated record. Gene Ontology annotation, molecular function: ATP binding; microfilament motor activity; actin filament binding. NCBI's taxonomy places the organism in Eukaryota, Fungi, Mucoromycota, Mucoromycetes, Mucorales, Mucoraceae. The transcript is spliced from 9 exons.